GCACAGGAAAUGUCUCUAACCUGCUUACGCUUCCGCUCUGAACCCUGUGGUUUCACAACCUCUAUCACUCCUCCUUCACCACCACCCAGUGUCAUCAGCCUGGUGUCUCUGUGAGAAUGUUCCACUGCAAGGGGCCUCCAGAGCAUAAUCAUUUCCCUCUUUCACCCGGUCUAGGCUGCCAGCAAAUCCCAAGGGUCCUAUUAGACUCAGCCCGCGUCAGGAUCUGCCAGCUGCUUGAAAGAUGAACUCCUGCAUCAUCAUAAUGAGGCUGCUGCUGUCUGGGCCUUUCCUCUUUGCCCUGGCCUCCAGCUACAACCUGGAUGUGGGGCACGUGCAAAAUUUGUCCUUCCCACACGCCGGCAGGCACUUUGGGUACCGCGUCCUGCAGGUUGGAAACCGGGUUGUUGUGGGAGCUCCAGGCGAGGGGAACAGUACAGGAAACCUCUACCAGUGCGAGCCAGACACUGGACAAUGCCUGUCAGUGAGCCUGAGUGGUUCCAACCACACCUCUAAGUACUUGGGAAUGACUUUGGCGAUGGACCCCACAAAUGGAAGAUUUUUGGCUUGUGAUCCUGGGCUAUCUCGGACAUGUGACCAGAAUAUCUAUUUAAGUGGCCUGUGUUACCUCUUCCCCCAGGAUCUAAAGGGUCCUCUGUUGCAAGGGCGUCCUGGUUACCAGGAAUGUCUGAAGGGCAACGUAGACCUAGUAUUUCUGUUUGAUGGCUCAAUGAGCUUGCAGGAAAAAGAAUUUCAGAAAAUCCUGGACUUCAUGAAGGACGUGAUGAAGAAACUCAGCAACUCUUCCUACCAGUUUGCUGCUGUUCAGUUUUCCACGACUUACAAAACAGAAUUUAAUUUCUUGGAUUAUGUUAAACUGAAGAACCCUGAUGUUCUGCUGGCCAAAGUAGAACACAUGCGCCUGUUGACCAACACCUUUGGUGCCAUAAACUAUGUCGCGACCCAGGUAUUCCAGCAGGAGCUCGGGGCCCGCCCAGAUGCCACCAGAGUGCUUAUCAUCAUCACUGAUGGGGAAGCCACUGACAGAGGCAACAUUAGCGUGGCCAAAGACAUCACCCGCUACAUCAUUGGGAUCGGAAAGCAUUUUCAGACCAAGGAAAGUCAGGAGAUGCUCCACAAAUUUGCCUCAACACCCACUACAGAGUUUGUAAAGAUUCUGGACACAUUUGAGAAGCUUAAAGAUCUAUUCACUGAGCUGCAAAAGAAGAUCUAUGCCAUUGAGGGCACAAACAAACAGGACCUGACAUCCUUCAAAAUGGAGCUGUCUUCCAGUGGGAUCAGCGCUGACCUCAGCAGGGGCCAUGUUGUUGUGGGGACAGUUGGAGCCAUGGACUGGGCUGGGGGCUUUCUAGACCUGAAGGAAGACCUGCAGGAUGAUACAUUUGUUGGGAAUGAAUCACCAACAUCAGAAGAGAGAGAAAGAUAUUUGGGCUACACAGUGGCCUGGCUGCCCUCCCACAAUCUCAUAUCACUGCUGGCAGCUGGAGCCCCCCGAUACCAGCAUGUGGGGCAGGUGCUGUUGUUCCAAGAGUCAAAGGACAAAAGACAAUGGAGCCAGAUCCAGAAAAUAAAUGGGACCCAGAUUGGUUCUUAUUUCGGUGGUGAGCUGUGUGGCGUUGACAUAGACCAAGAUGGGGAGACAGAGCUGCUGCUGAUUGGAGCCCCCUUGUUCUAUGGGGAGCAGAGAGGAGGCCGGGUGUUUAUCUACCAGAGAAAACAGCUGGGGUUUGAAGUGGUCUCAGAACUGCAGGGGCAUCCUGGCUACCCUCUUGGGCGAUUUGGAGCAGCCAUCACUGCCCUGACCGACAUCAAUGGGGACAGGCUGAUGGACGUGGCUGUGGGAGCGCCUCUGGAGGAGCAGGGGGCUGUGUACAUCUUCAAUGGUCAACAUGGUGGCUUGAGCCUCCGGCCAAGUCAGCGGAUAGAAGGGAUCCAGGUGUUCCCAGGAAUUCGGUGGUUUGGACGCUCCAUUCACGGGGUGAAGGACCUUGGAGGGGACGGCCUGGCAGACGUGGCUGUGGGGGCUGAGGGUCAGGUGAUGGUGCUGAGCUCUCGGCCUGUGGUGGAUGUCAUCGCUCGGAUGUCCUUCUCCCCGGCCGAGAUACCCGUGCAUGAGGUAGAGUGCUCCUAUUCAACCAUCAACAAGAAGAAGAAAGGAGUUAACAUCACAGUCUGUUUCCAGGUCAAGCCUCUCAUGCCCCAGUUCAAAGGACCCCUCGUUGCCAACCUCACUUACACUCUGCAGCUGGAUGGCCAUCGGACGAGGAGCCGGGGAGUGUUUCCAGGAGGGAGACAUGUACUCAGCGGGAAUACAGCUGUCACCGUAAAGGAGUCCUGCACUGACUUCUGGUUCCACUUCCCGGUAUGCAUUCAAGACCUCAUCUCUCCCAUCAACGCCUCCCUAAAUUUCUCUCUCUGGGAAGAAAGGACAUCGAGAGGCCAAAGGGCGCAGGGCAAGGACAGGCAGCUCAUCCUGAGACCCUCGCCGCACUCAAAGACCAAGGAGAUCCCUUUCGAAAAGAACUGUGGAGAGGACAAGCAAUGUGAAGCAAACCUGGGGCUGUCCUUCUACCCUGUAAGAUCCAGAGGCCUGCUUCUGACCCCCCCUGCCAGCCUCUCCGUGCAGCUGACACUGAAUAACUCGGGAGAAGACGCUUACUGGGUCCGGCUCAGCCUGAGUUUCCCCUGGGGACUCUCCUUUCGAAAAGUGGAGAUGCUCAAGCCCCACAGCCAGAUACCUGUGAGCUGCGAGGAGGUUGCUGAGGAGCCCCAGCUUCUGACCAGGAACCUCUCUUGCAAUGUGAGCUCUCCCAUCUUUAAAGCGGGCAGCUCGGUUGUUAUCCAGGUGAUGUUCCACACUCUGCUGAAUGGCUCCUGGGGGGACUUUGUCGAGCUGCACGCCAAAGUGUCCUGUGACAAUAAGGACUUGGGCCUCCUGGGGAACAACUUUACCACCACCCGCAUUCCAGUCCUGUACCCCAUCAACAUCCUCACCGAAACCCAGGAGAACUCCACACUCUACAUCAGUUUCACCCCUAAGGAUGCCAAGAUCCACCAUGUCAACCACAUCUACCAGGUGAAGAUUCAGCUGUCUGUCCACGACCAUAACAUGCCCAACCUGGAAGCCUUGAUUGGGGUGCCACAGCCUCACAGUGAGGGGCCCAUCACUCACAAGUGGAGCAUGCAGAUGGAGCCUCCUGUCGACUGUCACUAUGAGAAUCUGGAAAGGGCACCCAGUGAGGCUGAGCAGCCUUGUUUGCCCGGAGCCCAGUUUCGCUGCCCCAUGGCCUUCAGGAAGGAGAUCCUCGUCCAAGUGAUGGGGACUGUGGAGCUGGUGGACGAGAUCAAGGCCUCCUCCAUGGGAAGCCUCUGCAGCUCCCUCUCCAUCUCCUUCAACAGCAGCAAGCAUUUCCACCUCUAUGGCAGCAACGCCUCCCUGGCCCAGGUCAUCACGAAGGUUGACGUUGUAUAUGAGAAGGAUAUGCUCUAUCUCUACAUGCUGAGUGGCAUCGGGGGGCUGUUGUUGCUGCUGCUGAUUUUCCUGGUGCUCUACAAGGUUGGUUUCUUCAAACGGGACCUGAAGGAGAAGAUGGAGGCUACAAUCGACGCCUCCAAUGGAAUCCCUGGAGAAGACGCUGGGCAGCUGUCAUCUGAGAAAGAGGCCACGGAUCCGAGCUGCCUGGAUCCCCUACACACAGAGGAGGGCCAGGAUGGAGGUGGCACAGACUGAGGCCCAGGGCUGAUGCAGGGGGCCUAGGACUGGGCUUGGGGUGUCUGGUACCCAUCCGCCUUUACCUGCAUGUCACUCUGUGUCUUCCGGCAAGUUGCUGCCUCUCCCUAGGCUUCAGUUUCUCUGCCUCGAACAUGGAGUUCAUUCCUGCCUGCCUCCUUUGCAGGAUCAUGGUGAGGAUUGAGUGAGGGGUGGGCCAGGAGGUGAGGCCUUGUAAUUAUCAGAUGGUCCUGGCUUCUAUCAGCCCCUCUUAGUUUCCUCUCCUGGAAGAGAAUGUCUAAAUCUAAAUUUGGAGAAACUGUAGUCCCAAAACCUAGUGACACUCCCAGCCCUCAUACCCACCUGCCCUUGGAAGUCCACAGAGGUCUCCAGCUCCCAGAACUUGCCCUGCACUCUCUCCCGCACGGAGUCCGGCCAGCUUUCCAUUCCACUACCCGAGGGCAGAUUGCUACAUGUCACUACAUUGCUCCUGCAGACCCCUUGCUCUUUAGUUAAAGACCAAGUUCCUUAAUAUGCCUUCCAAAAUCUGCAAAAUAUCCUUAAUACAAUGCCAAUGCAAAACUGGGCACCUUUGCCUUUCUGGCCUCCUGUAGAGACACCCCACCUCCAUUCUGAGCUCUAGUUACGCAGGCCUUUCUCCCAUGCCAAGCUUUCUCCUCUCUCACUGUCUUCACCCAGACAGCUCUCUCUGCCUGGGAUAUUCCCCCACCUUUUCCUGGCUAACUCUCAUCAGUCUUCAGGCCUCCUCAGCUCAUGUAUCACUUCCUCAGGGCGGCCCCCAACCCCAGCUCAUUUGGGGUCCUAUAUUAUGCACGCUUACAAUAACCUGCAAUUGUCUGUAUUAGCAGGGAUCAUAUGUGUUCAUUGUUAAAUGAUUUACUUAAUAUUCAUAUCUCAAAUUAAACAGUGAACUCCAUGGGUAGGGAUCAUACCUUGGGACCCAUAAUGACGUCCUAGACACAUAGUACAUAAUUGACACAAUUUCAGUCAGUUAAUGAGAGAGCUUGUGUAUGAUAGCGAAACAAGUUUGGACGGGCCCAUGGCAUCUCAUUCUUAAGGGAUGAGUCUUCCCCAGGCGUACCUGCCCCUCCUUCCACAACCCCCACCGGGAGUCCAUCACACCCCCACUGUGGCCUGCACCAUGAGACUCUGAGCUCACGGUGGGGACCGUGACCAUUCACCUGGCUCCCAGUGCCAAGCACACUGACUGUGUAUAUUUACCCAAUAAAUGUGAAAUUCUGUCUAACUUUGUGAUGUUUCU
Messenger RNA from Pteronotus mesoamericanus, 5009 nucleotides. It is a transcript of the gene ITGAL, whose product is annotated as integrin subunit alpha L. Gene Ontology annotation, biological process: cell-matrix adhesion; cell-cell adhesion; integrin-mediated signaling pathway. Gene Ontology annotation, cellular component: external side of plasma membrane; integrin complex. The record is from RefSeq and is a predicted model, not a curated record. Bases 242 to 3748 code for a protein of 1168 amino acids. Gene Ontology annotation, molecular function: integrin binding. Lineage: Eukaryota; Metazoa; Chordata; Mammalia; Chiroptera; Mormoopidae. The transcript is spliced from 31 exons.